Messenger RNA from Trichoderma breve, 423 nucleotides. Its product is annotated as ribosomal protein s36, mitochondrial domain-containing protein. NCBI's taxonomy places the organism in Eukaryota, Fungi, Ascomycota, Sordariomycetes, Hypocreales, Hypocreaceae. The transcript is spliced from 2 exons. The record is from RefSeq and is a predicted model, not a curated record. Bases 1 to 423 code for a protein of 140 amino acids. Gene Ontology annotation, biological process: 2-oxoglutarate metabolic process.
AUGUUCGCCACGAGAGCUCUUCGACAGGCCGCUGUCCACGCGGAGCGGACUCCCCUGAUUCGAUUCCUUGGACCCCGAGCCACUCCUACUUCAAUCGACCACACUCCUCAGCCUCACCCCGCAUCUCCCUCAGGAAAGCUCCCCGAGGGUUUCACCGCAUACUACGGCAACGGAGAUGCCGCCGCCCGACACAACUCUUUCGGCGCCUACCGUGACCACGCCCAGCAGCACGGCCCUCUUCAGAGGACCAUCGGCAGCGUUGAGGCCGGCAUUGGUGGCUCCUCUGGCUACCAGCUCGGCUCCAUAAACCCUCCCAAGGGUGUUGCCUUUGAUGUCUCUGAGCUCCCUACCCGCUUCCACCGCCAGCCCAUCGACCUGAGCGAGAUCGAAGCCAUCGAGUCUGGCGGCGCAGCUUUUGCUUAA